This is a messenger RNA of Drosophila montana, 3213 nucleotides long. RefSeq names its product insulin-like growth factor-binding protein complex acid labile subunit. Gene Ontology annotation, molecular function: protein binding. NCBI's taxonomy places the organism in Eukaryota, Metazoa, Arthropoda, Insecta, Diptera, Drosophilidae. The record is from RefSeq and is a predicted model, not a curated record. The transcript is spliced from 5 exons. Bases 326 to 3055 code for a protein of 909 amino acids.
GGCGACAUUGGGAAGACAUUGCACACACAAGAAAGAAAGAAAGAAAGAAAAAAAACGCCUUCAAGCUAGUUUUUGGAAGCCCCAAUAAAAUGUAGACUUUUAUUCACUUACUCAAAUCACGCGUUUCAGUGUUUCGAAAUAGUCGAGAGAAAAAAAAACGCAAAUUAAAUUAAAAAGUAUUUGUUUUUUAUGUGCUGCCCGAGUGCUUCGUGUUUGGGGUGCUCCAAUUUCAAUUUCCAACCCCAUCCCGAGCAUCGAUAAGAUAAGCUCUGAAGCGUUGUGGGAUUAGAAAAAGCCAUUACAACGUUUUUUUCAAAGCAGGCAAAUGCAGCUCCUACUCCUGCUCCUGCUGAUGUUUAUGGUGGCUGCUGCUGCUGCGGUGGAUUGUCCGGCUGCGUGCAAGUGCAGCUGGGUGAUCGACAGUCUCUAUGCGAACUGCUCGCGACGCGGUCUACAAACCUAUCCGGACUUUGACAGUCUGCCCGUGGAGCAUUUGGAUUUGUCGGGCAACAGCUUUGAAGAAUUUCCGCGACAAUAUGCCGAUAUGGAUUCGCUGCUCUAUCUGGAUCUAUCGGGCAACCGGAUAGCCAGUCUGGCGGCAGAUGCUCUGAUCGGUUUCGUAUCGCUGCGUACUCUGCUGCUGGCCAACAACUCGAUCGUGGCCUGGCAGGAAAUCAAUGCCAAUCAGGCGUUCAAAUAUGCGCCGAGUCUGAAGCAGCUGAGCCUGCGUGGCAAUCGGCUGGGCAGCUUUGGGGGCGACAAUGCCGGCCAAGAGCUGAACAGCCAGUCGCUCAGCGAACUGGAUCUGUCCAUGGCACAGAUCAGCUCCGUUGGCGGCGAUCUGUUGGUCAAUCAGCUGCCCAAUCUGCAGCGUCUCUCGCUAGCCAACAAUCAGCUUGGCCAGCUGCUGCGUCUGCCGUCGCGCAGCCUGCGCGAGCUGGACAUGAGCAACUGCAGCCUGCAGCGCCUCAGCUCCGCUUUUGUUGAGGCUUUGCCCAGCCUGGAGGUGCUCGACUUGUCGCAUAAUACUGCCCUGCAGUUUGGCAGCGUGGACGACGAUCUGAUCGUGUCCUUUGAGCUGCGCCGCCUCGACGCCUCCUUCUGCAAUCUGGAUCAGAUCGAUCUGAGCGGCUUGCCCGCGCUCGUCGAGGUAAGUCUGAGCGGGAAUCUGCUGCGCACGUUGGAUCAGCAGAGUUUUGCCAACAAUACGUUGCUGGAGCUGGUGGAUCUGUCCAAGAAUGUGCUGCGCCUAAUUGGCAACGAGGCUUUCAGUCAGCUGAAGCGGCUCAAGCAUUUGAACUUGGCGUACAAUGAGAUCGCCUACCUCGAUCGCAAUCUCAUCAUCGGCAACGAUGUGCUGCUCGAGCUGAACCUCAGCCGCAAUAUCAUACAGAAGCUGACGAAAAUUGUGUCCAAUUCGGUGCGUCUGAUCAACAUGAGCUGGUGCGAAAUAAGCUACAUCGAAAGCAAUGCGCUCUCCGGCCUCUCGGCCAUACAGAAGCUGGACUUGUCCCAUAAUCUGAUCAGCGAUAUACCCAAUCUGAUGCGCUCGGAAACGCUGCAACAGCUGAAUCUGGCCAACUGCAGGCUAUCCACCAUACGGAACAGCAGCUUCCGCGGCUUCCCCGAGCUGGCGGACUUGCAUUUGAAUGGUAAUCGAUUGACGAAUCCCAUACCUCCAGUUUAUUUUCGUGCGAACAAGUUUCUGGAUCAGUUGUGGCUGGGCGAUAAUCCCUGGAUAUGCGAGUGCCAGAAUCCGCUGUUUGUCGAAUUCUAUGACUUUCUGACCGCCAAGCCGGCCAAGCUCAGGGAUCGUCAUCAGUUGCGUUGUGCCUCGCCUGCCAAGUACUAUGGCAAUUUGUGGGAUUAUGCCUGCAUGUCCGACUGGACGGUGAGCGUGCGCAGCAGCAGCGGGGAGAAGGUCUGGUCGACCAUAAUGCUCAGCAUUCUGGGCCUCGGUCUAUUGGCCCUACUCUAUGGCUGCUUCCGGAAGUUGAUGCGCAAGCACAAGCAGCGCCAGAAUCGCAGGGAAUACGAUGAGAAUCACGAGGAGCUGCGACGCAUACGCGACAUCAACGAGCGCAUGCUGCGUGAGGAGUCGACGACGACGUUGCAGCAGACGCAGGAGAUUAGCCUGUUGCCCUCGUAUGAGGAUGCGCUGCGCAUGCCCAAGCUGGAGCGGCCCGUCAAGUCCAUGCUGGAUCUGAGCGUCACGGAACGCAAUCGCAAGCAGCUGCGUCGCUCCCAAACCCAGCCAGAAGGUGAACUGUCCGGCGAGGAGGUGGAGGAGCUGCAGCUGGACACACGGCAACGAUUCCGCAGCGUGGAGAUGCUCGCCAAUCGCGACAAGGAGCGUCGCGCGCAAUACGGACCGCAUCGUCGCACCGGCUACAUGGAGUACGGCACACAGUCGGGCAGUCGACGCUUCAGCAUUGAGGAUUCACGUUUUCCGGCGGCGCAUCUGAAGACACAGAAUCUGCAGAGCGCCGAACAGAUUGGCAACUUUCAGAGCUACGAGAACAGUCCGUAUACGAAGCGAAAGCCCAAGAUAGCCGAAAUACCGCCCUUUAAGCGGAUCAAUAUGAUGGCCGACAGUGUCGAGUUCCUCACCGAUCCCGAGUACGAGGAUCUGGGCGCCAGCAAGCCGGGCAGCCCCUUUGCCAAACGGAAGCCCAAGCUGCCGGCCAGCGUGCAGGUCAGCGCCCAGGUCUACAGACUGGAGUCCAGUCAGACAAACCAACAACUGGAUCCGGCUGUCGAGGAUUACUUUAGCAGUGCACAGAAGCGGGCGACCUCGACGUCCACCAUUGCCAGCGAUUUUCAGGAGCUGGGCGAAGCGGAUAUCGCCUCCGAGAACCGAUCAAAUGUGUCCACCUCCUGUGCAGAGCUCGACCUGGAGCGCGGCAAGCGCAAGAAGCGCAAGAAUUCCGCGAGUCGUCGGGUCAGCGGCAACUUUAGCGCCGCUGCCGCCGCCGGCGACAGCUCCUCCAGCUCCGCCAGCGACGGCGAACGCAAUGUCCAGGUCCACAAGCCCAUGAGAGAGACCCUAUUCUAAGCACUGAAAACGACAAUGCAUAUACCCUAAUACUUAUUUCUUUCAUUUGCUAAGCCCAAAUCAUAUGUUUGUAUAUAACUGUCAAGACUUAUUUAAAUUUCAUAUAAAAAAACCCAUCUUAAGUAAAAUAAAUCAAUCAAUCGAUGAUUUAUAGUACA